This is a messenger RNA of Blepharisma stoltei, 565 nucleotides long. Lineage: Eukaryota; Ciliophora; Heterotrichea; Heterotrichida; Blepharismidae. The record is from the annotation of a GenBank genome assembly.
AUGGGUCUGUGUGUUACAAAAUCUAGCUGAGGCUCAUCUAAUUACAGAAUUAUUGAAAAAAGUUCGAUAAAUAGGGAGGAAAGCUUAAUUUUGCAGAGAAGACUCUCUCACUGCCCUCCUUUAAAUUGGAACAAAAAAUUCUCUGCCAAUUUAAAAGGUUAAAUUGAAACAGAAUAUUUUUUACCAAUUUAAAAGCUAAAUUUUUUUUUUAUAAUUAUAUUAAAUAGUAAAGUUCUUAAAAAAAAUAAAUAUAAAUUUUGAAUUUCAAUUUGGUUUUAUGAAAAAUUAACUCAAAAAAUUAAUUGAUUCAGUGCGAAAAAAGGUUUUUAAAAAUAAUAUUCUAUCUACUUUACUUUUCCAGUUAAACUAGGUCAAAAUGGAAAAUUUACCUAUGUUUUGUUCCGAUCUAAAGGGGGAGUCAGUUAUAAAGGCCCAAAAUGCUCCGAAAUUAAAUUUGCAGUUAAGUGGAUUAUACUCAAGAAGGCAAAAUUGUCCGAAAGAUGAAGUAUCUUCUGGCCAAUUGUCUAAAUUACCGACCCUAUGCGAAGAAAACCAACCGAAAUAA